Rattus rattus (black rat) is the source of this 1766-nucleotide messenger RNA. It is a transcript of the gene Rpl7l1, whose product is annotated as ribosomal protein L7 like 1. Bases 1 to 741 code for a protein of 246 amino acids. The record is from RefSeq and is a predicted model, not a curated record. The transcript has 7 exons. Gene Ontology annotation, molecular function: RNA binding; structural constituent of ribosome. Gene Ontology annotation, cellular component: cytosolic large ribosomal subunit. Lineage: Eukaryota; Metazoa; Chordata; Mammalia; Rodentia; Muridae. Gene Ontology annotation, biological process: maturation of LSU-rRNA from tricistronic rRNA transcript (SSU-rRNA, 5.8S rRNA, LSU-rRNA).
AUGGCGGAGGAAGGGGAAAGAAAAAAGAUCCCUUUGGUUCCAGAAAAUCUCCUGAAAAAGAGGAAGGCUUAUCAAGCCCUCAAAGCUACUCAGGCAAAGCAGGCUCUUUUGGCAAAGAGAGAGAGAAAAGGGAAAGAAUUCCGGUUUAGACGACUAGAAUCUUUCGUGCAUGAUUCCUGGCGGCAGCAACGUGACAAGGUGCGUGUCCGGCGACUAGAAGUGAAGCCGCGCGCUUUGGAGGUCCCUGAUAAACACUCCUUGGCCUUCGUUAUACGCAUGGAAAGGAUUGAAGGAGUGAGUUUAUUGGUAAAGAGCACCAUCAGGAAACUUGGCCUGAAGAAGUUGUUCAGUGGCGUCUUUGUCGAGGUCACCCCUCAGAGCAUGAGAAUGCUGCGCACAGUAGAGCCUUAUGUGACCUGGGGAUUUCCAAAUCUGAAGUCUGUCCGAGAACUCAUCUUGAAGCGUGGACAAGCAAAGAUUAACAAUAAGACUGUCCCUCUGACCGACAACACAGUGAUUGAGGAGCACUUGGGGCAGUUUGGUGUCAUUUGCCUGGAAGACCUCAUCCAUGAAAUUGCCUUCCCUGGGAAGCAUUUCCAGCAGAUCUCUGCAUUCUUGUGCCCUUUCCACCUCUCUGUGGCCCGUCAUGCUACCAAGAAUAGAGUGGGCUUCCUCAAGGAGAUGGGCUCGCCUGGCUACCGGGGUGACCGCAUCAACCAGCUCAUCCGGCAGCUCAACUAGAGCAGGAGCAGGUUUUCCAAAAGCAUGAAUUGGAAAUGCUUUUGUUUGUAUAAAAUUACCAAGUAUCUUCAGAGAAGAUUAUUUUCUGCCUUCAAAAACUGAAGGAAAGGGCCAGGAGAACCCCAGUAGGGUGUGCGAGCAUCGAAGACAUGGAACAGGACGAUUGUUCUCCGGUUGGCUGCCCGUCUCUGAGAUCCACACAAGCUGUGGAGGAAAGAAAUGCCCUGCCUUCCUUCUGUCUUGGUGUUUAAUGUUGGGUGAGCGACUAGCCCAAGUAUCCUCCCACGCCCUCCAAGACUCUUAAAGCAGUGGGGCAGACCAAGGGGCACACUUGAAUCUGGAUGAAGAGGGUCUUGGUUUUACUUUUUAUUUUUGUCAGAGAGAUGGUUGGUUUGUUCAAUACAACAUCUUCCUGUGUGGCCCUGGCUAGCCUUAAACUCCACAGCAGCCCUGCCUCCGCCCCGCCCUGACACCCCCACCCCACCCCCAGCUGCUGGUGUAUAAGCCUGGGGGCUUGUUCCUCAGGCAGAAAGGCAGCUAGAAAGGUGACAAAGGUGGUGCUCAGUCUUACGUGAGGCCAUGUUCCAACCGCUUUGGGACCUCUGGGGCUUGCUGCCCUUGAUCAGUGUAACAGCAUUUGUACCCUGACCUGCAGCGACAGUCCUUUCCUGUAGCUCAGGAUUUAGAAAAGCACAAGCAUAAAUCCAUACAUUGUGCUUGGAACUCCACGACAGUGACACACACCCUCUUGUCUUUUGUGAGGACAGCCUGCUUUUCUAUGCACAUUGGUCUGUGAAGCUAGUCUUGUUCUGUGCUACAGGAGGGGACUGAAGCUCAACCACUUGUUUUCAACUACGAAAUAGUGUUUAGCUGGGCCUGAUGGCACACACCUUUAGUCACAGCACUUGAGAGGCAGAGGCAGGCAGAUCUCCUGAGUUCAAGGCCAGGCAAGCCUGUUCUACAGAGUUCCAGGAUACCCGGGGCUACACACAGAGAAAAUGUUAAAGACCAACAAAAACCAAUGA